AGAGGGCCAGUGGCAGAGAUCCGACGGCGUUCUGAACCGGCUGCAACCGUGCAACACAGCUGGCGACCUAGGUACACUGGAGUUGAGUGGACACUGGUAGUAGCUAGCAGACUUUUGUAGUAAAAACUGAGGAAGAAAGGGUUCUGGCGACCUAAGUACCGUUCUGCUGUAUACACAGAGGCCGGCGCACGUAGUUGAAAUGCCGGCAAAACUCUUGGCAUGGUUACAACUAUUGAGUCCAGAACUUAGAAUCGAAUAUAGUUAUGUGCAGUUGUUAUUUUCACUUCUAACAGGGCUUCUGCUCCAAGUGAUCCCAGCAGCUGACCAUACGACUGUAUACUGUUACAACACCUGAUAAUAUGGCUGUCAGCCCCACCCUCUCAGUCCUCACUGCUCUGCUCUCUCCCACCACCCUCCCCUCGGAUGCCACGCCCACCACGGAGGACCCCCUCCAGCGACAUUUCUCGGCGAUUGUGGGGGUGCCAGUGGGGAUAGGGCUGGCCAUCCUCAUCCUGAGCUCCUGCGCCCUCUAUCUCUUCCUCUCUGCCUACAUCAAACAUCGCCGGGAGGAGAGAGAGCAGGCCACCAACACCACCAACGUCGUGAGCAUAUUUCACUCACACCAUCUCUUGCACCCUCGUAUCUGUCUGUCUGUCUGUCUGUCGUUCUAUGGACAUAUGGCAAUGGCCCCCAGCUAUAGUAUUCAUCACUAGAGGAAGUGUGGCUGGGUGGUGAUGAGUCACUAGGAGAAGAGGGUGUGUCAUUACUGUUGCAGUGUGUGGAAGAGAAGAACACAAAUUUGAAGAGACUGUGGCUGUCAAAGAAAUUCAAAAGAGACAUAAUAAUAUUAUUAUCAAGUAAUAUUGUGUGGGUGUAAUGAUUGUUUGACUGAUUGAAAACAAUAAUUAGUUGUGUCAUGCCUUGUCUUGAUGAAAAGCAAAGCAGUACAUAGAUGUGUCAAAAACAUUAACAAAAAAUUAUUCAUGACCAUGCCACAUUCGUCACUGAUCUAUUGUACGUGAUUUUUAAUAAUCACAAGUAAUACUCCACAAUCUAAAUAACAUACACACAUACAUUACUUCAAUACAAUACACAGCUACAGACUGUAUGGAGUGUUUCAAGAUGACAGUAGAAUGUUAGUGUGUGGCUGGAGGUUGUAGGGAGGGAGGGGGAGAGGAUGAGGGAGACAGAGG
Geodia barretti is the source of this 1193-nucleotide messenger RNA. The record is from the annotation of a GenBank genome assembly. Lineage: Eukaryota; Metazoa; Porifera; Demospongiae; Tetractinellida; Geodiidae.